This is a messenger RNA of Lactuca sativa (garden lettuce), 1464 nucleotides long. The record is from RefSeq and is a predicted model, not a curated record. NCBI's taxonomy places the organism in Eukaryota, Viridiplantae, Streptophyta, Magnoliopsida, Asterales, Asteraceae.
UGAUCCACCCCAAUAUAUCGAAUUCAUACGCCAUACGCACUGCAUCUUCUCUCUCGCUCAUCCUUCUUUACUCUCUCUGGCUAGACCUAACCUCCACCGCCACCCUUACCUCCGUCGACAUCACCAACACCUCUCAGUACCUAAACUGCCAAUUCCGCACCCUCAUCUCCCACUGCCUCUCCCUUAAACCCUACAUCCCCUAUUCUAUUAUAGAGAUCGACUGCUCCAACUCCAGUUAGUAAUCCAGCCGCCUCCGACCAUCGAUCAACUACUCCCCUCCAUCGCCUCUUUCAAACACCACUGACGUAACCCACACACAAACAGAUUAUGAGUUUAACCAAUUUGUAUGUGUGUUUAGUCCUCAGAACCAGAGAGAACUCUAUUUGGCGUUGAUUCUACCAUCACCACGAACUCGAAUGUAAUCAGGUGCUCUGUUUUUCUGACUAUAAUUUGGAACGAUGAUUUUGACUGUAGGCGACUGGGGGUUUGUCUUAUAUUCAAGGAUAUGGCUUUCCCUCUUUGAUCUUGCCCCAAUCAGUCUCGACUGGAGCCUAAUAACCUAUGGUUUUCUUUUUCCAAUACAUUUUCUAAGUGUCUGAUAAAAUUGAGUGCUCUGGAUGUUGUAUAUAUGUGAUUAAUUUUACUGUGUUGAUUGGUAAGUAUAUCAAUUAAAGUGAAACAGAGAGUUUCGGAGUUGGGUUCCAUUUGUUUUUCAUCUUUGAUUAAUUUCUUGUAAUUCCCACUUCCAGGUUUCUCGAUUGUUAAUCUUUCCUACGUCAACUUCUGUUAAUCUUUUAUUUUUUAUGUUUAUUGAUGUGUAUAGGACAAUUGAUUCAGUGUGGAUUGUUAAUUUUCGAUACUUCAGUUUUUCUGUUAAUGAAAUGGUGAAUCUUUGUCGUCGUCAAAACCUUAUAGAAUUCAGCUACCAUAUAGUGGUUGUGAAAUCGUAACAUAUUUAUGCAGAUUUUUUAAGUGUAUGUAUGGCAACCUCUCGUGAAGAAGAAGAAGAAGAAGAAGAAUAUGUGGUGCUUGACUUGGAUUCAGUUUCUGGGCAACUUCACAUUCCACCUAAUGCUCCCUAUGUUCUCUCUGGCCUGGAUACAUUGAACCCGAUCCUAAUUAUUGAUGACAAAAUAAAGCGGAUUGGCGAAUACGAGGAAACUAUUGGAACAUGUCUUGUUUUUAGUGAACACGAUGCUUCGCCUGUGGUUCAUGAAGAAACGGGAUCAUCCGAAGUAAACCUUUUUUCAGGAAAAUGUAUAAUUAAUCCGAAUGAGGUUACAAGAAAGCAAGUCAAACCUAUUUGUCAACUCCAAAAGGUUCUUAGGUUCAAGUUGUUACAAGAUGAUCAAACCAACAAUGUUGUUGAUGUUCCAACAAUCGAACAUAGUACCAUGAAGAACGACUAGUUUUUUUGUUGUAUGUUUAUAGUUGUUAAAGUUUUUAAAAUGACCUUUUCGACCA